Molecule: messenger RNA, 2310 nt
Organism: Ilyonectria robusta
Lineage: Eukaryota; Fungi; Ascomycota; Sordariomycetes; Hypocreales; Nectriaceae
Product: EAP30/Vps36 family-domain-containing protein
Exons: 2
Coding region: 262-2211 (649 amino acids)
Biological process (GO): protein transport to vacuole involved in ubiquitin-dependent protein catabolic process via the multivesicular body sorting pathway
Cellular component (GO): late endosome membrane; ESCRT II complex
Molecular function (GO): phosphatidylinositol-3-phosphate binding; ubiquitin binding
Source: RefSeq, a predicted model, not a curated record
AUCGAACCGUACUUCGCAAGGGAGGACACUGACGAGUCACUGUCACAAUACCAACCCGAAUCUCCGCUGCCGGUGGCAAGAAACUCACCUUAGGACCCUGAAGGCUUUACCCUCCUGUCGUGGCGUUUGCGUGCUCAUCGAGAGAGAGAAAGCGGUGUGUUUCUGUCGCAUCAAUCACCGCCACCAGUUCCCCAGGGCUCCGAGGGGCACCAAACUACAACGUCAUAGCAGCUGACACGUGCUUGUCGUUGUACAUGACGGAUGUUUCUAAAACCCUUCGAACUCACUACGGCAUUACGGCCCUCGUAUCUCCCCGAUGAGGUGCUCCUAUUUGUUCGGGACAACGUUGGUUUGUAUGAGGGGAAGUCCAAGCUCCGGGAUCAACAGAAUGGCCAGGUGUACCUAACCUCACAUCGCAUAUGCUAUGUGGAUCAAAAAGAGCCGCGCAAAUGGUCAGUGGCGCUGGACUUGAAGGACGUGGACCGACAUGAGUUCUACGCCGGGUUUCUCAAGUCCUCGCCCAAAAUCACCCUGGUGCCGAAACCUCUGAAACGGGGAUCCUUUCACACUCGUGUCCUCUCGAGUGCGUCAAAUGCGUCAAGGAGCGCCCCUGGUUCUCCUGGACAUUCUGAAGGAGCAUAUAGGCCACCAGCCGAGCCUCCAACUGUCACCGCCGCCACCUGGGUCUGCACAAUUUGCAGUUUCUCGAACCCCGUCCCCUCGAACUUUGAUCCGACGACUGCCAACGCCCACACCCCUCUAGCACCCUGUCUUGCUUGUGGUAUCAAGCCGACUUUAAGUCAUGUCCUAAAGGCAGCGAUAUCGAAUGCCAACAAACGGCCUUCUCCAUCCCCGGCCGUCCCCGUUAGUUCUCCACUGGCACUUCGACCAGGACCCCCCGAUCCUCAACUCAUGUCCGAGAACCGUAGCGAUCUCCUAACACCACAAACGAGUGCGGUUUCCAACGGAGGCUCGAAUGGAACAAACGGCAAUGAAGCGACAUUCGAGUGCCCCCGAUGUACGUUUUCGAACCAUCCCUCGUUACUCUCCUGCGAGAUGUGCGGUGCUCCACUUGUCACACGAGAUAUUCCGGCUUCUGUCCAACAGGACUCAAUAGCAGAUACUGCCAGGGCUGAAUCUCCUGGCCCAGUAAAGGACCAGAGCAAAGGUGGUCAAAACGACAUGCCUGAAAAUAUCAAGCUCUCAUUUCGAGGAGGCGGAGGACCAAUCUUUUACGAACGCUUGAAGGGCUCCUUGACCCAGCGCAAAUGGCUGCUUCAUAACGCACCUCCGGCUCCAAAGAGCAAUCGGAUAGAUGAGAGCAACGGCAAUGGCUCUCCCGGCAGCCCUUCAGGAGGCCGUGCCAAGACUGCAGGCAUCGCCGGCUUAGAACAACUAGGUCUGAACAUGCGCAAGAAUAACGAGAUACUGAUAGGAAGUGCCUUUGAAGAUCUCGAGGCUCUAAUGGCCUCUGCAAAGGAUGUCAUUGCGCUCGCGGAGCGGUUUGCAAGACAAACCAACAAUGGGCAAGAUAGUGCAACAGCCGAAGAGAACGCCAUCUUGGCGGAAUCGGCAAGCCAGAUGGGUCUGAUUACAACCAAGGAUAUUGUUGGUGGAGACAGCUCCGAAUCUCUCUACUUGUCCGAGCUGUCUCGUAACCUAGCCGAGUUUCUGACCGAUGACUCGAGGGGAGUUCUCAAGAAGGCCGGUGGUAUCAUCACUCUCGUUGACCUCUGGGCAAUGUUCAACAGAGCCCGCGGCGGCGUCGAGCUCGUCAGUCCCAUGGACUUCGAAAAGGCCGCCCGGCUAUGGAGCAAGCUCAAACUCCCCGUGCGCCUACGCACAUUCCGCAGCGGCGUCAUGGUCGUCCAGAGCCGCGACCGCACCGACUUAACAACUGUCAAGGCCAUACACUCGUGGCUUCAAGACCUGCGCGAGUUCCCGCCCGACCGUGACGUAUCCUGGGACUGGGGGGUGUUCGGCCGCGGCGUCACCGCGCAAGACGCUGCCGAGAGGUUUGGCUGGAGCCUGGGUGUUGCGGAGGAGGAGUUGAUGAUGGCGGAAGAGUGUGGUGCGGUGUGUCGCGAGGAGAGCCUUGAGGGCUUGAAGUUUUGGCUCAACUUCAUCGAUGAUGGGCACCCGAGGAACAGGAGGAAGCCGCGGAAGGAUGAUCAAAUCUUGACUGCGUUGAAGCACAGUGGACUUCUAUGAAACACAAUACAGGUAUGCGAAGCGAGUAUAUUAGACAAUCUUUCAAAUCAACGGCGUUAGGGAUGAGGUUCAUUCCAUAUAAAAUACAUGUGCACGAAU